This is a messenger RNA of Mucor mucedo, 519 nucleotides long. RefSeq lists its product as uncharacterized. The annotation marks the transcript as partial. The transcript has a single exon. Lineage: Eukaryota; Fungi; Mucoromycota; Mucoromycetes; Mucorales; Mucoraceae. The record is from RefSeq and is a predicted model, not a curated record.
UUGGAUGAACUCGAUCGCAAACGAUUCAUUCAUGUUUGCCCUCGCAACGUCAUUAGACAGUAUCUUCCACCUACUCUUAAUCUUGCAGAUAAUGUUGGGCGUUUUACAAAACAAACCGACAAUCAGCUUUCUGAGAUUCAGCGACGUUUGGCAGCAACCACUCGUCCUAUGGACAAAUUUUUGCAUGAGAGCCUUCGCUCAAAUGCCACAUCUGUACCGGUUGCAGAUGUCGUUCUUUUUAUCAACACCAUUCACACGUUGGUGUCUGACUCAGCAUCUUACAUUACCCAGCUUCGAAUGGAUAAUGUUGCUCGUGAAACAGGUCUGGUGGUACCACCUCUUCAGCCUCGUACCAAGCUUACACCCUCACCUCAACCACUGUUUCAAGAUACUAAAGCAAUUCUUGAAGGCACAAAUCUUCGAAAGGCAGUUCAAGCAGCUAGCCGUAAACCACAACAUAAACACCAUGGACGUCAAAAACCCACAUCUGCCAACUCUAGACCAACACAAGGCUCUUCA